Triticum urartu is the source of this 846-nucleotide messenger RNA. Lineage: Eukaryota; Viridiplantae; Streptophyta; Magnoliopsida; Poales; Poaceae. The record is from RefSeq and is a predicted model, not a curated record.
AUGGCGCCCCUUCUCCUCGUGCUGCUGCUGCUCGUCCACCGCGCUGCCGCCGCCGACGAGAGACAGCUUCUCAUCCAGAUCAAGCGCGCGUGGAGCGACCCGCCGGUGCUCGCGGCAUGGAGCACUUCGGGCUCGGGGGACCACUGCGCCUGGCCCUACGUGACCUGCGACACAUCGUCCGGCCGCGUCACGAGCCUCUCCCUCGCCAACAUCAACAUCACCGCCCCGUUCCCGGAUGCCAUCGGUGGCCUCUACGGCCUCACCAGCCUCAACCUCUCAAACAACAACAUCACCGGCGCCUUCCCGACCAGCGUGUACCGUUGCGCUUCGCUGCGGCACCUCGAUCUGCGGAAUCUGGCUAUAUAUGCAAACAACCUCACGGGAGAGGUCGUCGAUGAUGGUCCUUUCGGCGCGGUGAAUUUGGUGAAGAUGGACCUGUCCGAGAAUCACAGGCUUAGUGGGCCGAUUCCGGAAGCCUUCGGUCACUUGCCAAAGCUUGAAAGGUUGAGCUUGUUCCUCAACCACUUCUCCGGUGAGAUACCGGCAAGCAUCAGCCGGCUGCCUUCUUUGGUGACUCUGCAAUUGUUCGGCAAUUGUCUCAACGGCACGCUCCCUCGGGAUCUCGGCAAGAAGUCACCUGAGUUGGUCUAUGUUGAAGUUGACGACAACGAGAUCACUGGCGCAAUACCGGAGGGGCUUUGCACCAACGGCAUGCUCCAGUCGCUCACCGCCAGGAACAACAGAUUGAACGGCUCCAUCCCGGAAGCCCUUGCCGGUUGCAGCACGCUCAAGCGACUGAUACUUCGCGACAACAAGCUUACUGGGAAGGUGCCUUUUUUCUUCUAG